Molecule: messenger RNA, 2122 nt
Organism: Lemur catta (Ring-tailed lemur)
Lineage: Eukaryota; Metazoa; Chordata; Mammalia; Primates; Lemuridae
Gene: LRRC4C
Product: leucine rich repeat containing 4C
Exons: 1
Coding region: 34-1956 (640 amino acids)
Biological process (GO): synaptic membrane adhesion; regulation of axonogenesis; modulation of chemical synaptic transmission
Cellular component (GO): postsynaptic density membrane; glutamatergic synapse; plasma membrane
Molecular function (GO): cell-cell adhesion mediator activity
Source: RefSeq, a predicted model, not a curated record
ACUCCAGAAGGACCAACACCAGAUAAAUUAUGAAUGUUGAACAAGAUGACCUUACAUCCACAGCAGAUAAUGAUAGGUCCUAGGUUUAACAGGGCCCUAUUUGACCCCCUGCUUGUGGUGCUGCUGGCUCUUCAACUUCUUGUGGUGGCUGGUCUGGUGCGGGCUCAAACCUGCCCUUCUGUGUGCUCCUGCAGCAACCAGUUCAGCAAGGUGAUUUGCGUUCGGAAGAACCUGCGUGAGGUCCCGGAUGGCAUCUCCACCAACACACGGCUGCUGAACCUCCAUGAGAACCAAAUCCAGAUCAUCAAAGUGAACAGCUUCAAGCACUUGAGGCACCUGGAAAUCCUACAGUUGAGUAGGAACCACAUUAGAACCAUUGAAAUUGGGGCCUUCAAUGGUCUGGCAAACCUCAACACUCUGGAACUCUUUGACAAUCGUCUUACUACCAUCCCGAAUGGAGCUUUUGUAUAUUUGUCUAAACUGAAGGAGCUCUGGUUGCGAAACAACCCCAUUGAAAGCAUCCCUUCUUACGCUUUUAACAGAAUUCCUUCUUUGCGCCGACUAGACUUAGGGGAAUUGAAAAGACUUUCAUACAUCUCAGAAGGUGCCUUUGAAGGUCUGUCCAACUUGAGGUAUUUGAACCUUGCCAUGUGCAACCUUCGGGAAAUCCCUAACCUCACACCGCUCAUAAAGCUAGAUGAGCUAGAUCUUUCUGGGAAUCAUUUAUCUGCCAUUAGGCCUGGUUCUUUCCAGGGGUUAAUGCACCUUCAAAAACUGUGGAUGAUACAGUCCCAGAUUCAAGUGAUUGAACGGAACGCCUUUGAUAACCUUCAGUCACUAGUGGAGAUCAACCUGGCACACAACAAUCUAACAUUGCUGCCUCAUGACCUCUUCACACCUUUGCAUCAUCUAGAGCGGAUACAUUUACAUCACAACCCUUGGAACUGUAACUGUGACAUACUGUGGCUCAGCUGGUGGAUAAAAGACAUGGCUCCCUCCAACACAGCUUGUUGUGCCCGGUGUAACACUCCUCCCAAUCUAAAAGGGAGAUACAUUGGGGAGCUUGACCAGAAUUACUUCACAUGCUAUGCCCCAGUGAUCGUGGAGCCCCCUGCAGACCUCAAUGUCACUGAAGGCAUGGCGGCUGAGCUGAAAUGUCGGGCCUCCACAUCGCUGACAUCUGUGUCUUGGAUUACUCCAAAUGGCACAGUUAUGACACAUGGGGCUUACAAAGUGCGGAUAGCUGUGCUCAGUGACGGUACGUUAAAUUUCACGAAUGUAACUGUGCAAGAUACAGGCAUGUACACAUGUAUGGUGAGUAAUUCCGUUGGAAAUACUACCGCUUCAGCCACCCUGAAUGUUACCGCAGCAACCACUACUCCCUUCUCUUACUUUUCAACUGUCACAGUAGAGACUAUGGAACCUUCUCAGGAUGAGGCACGGACCACAGAUAACAACGUGGGCCCCACUCCAGUGAUUGACUGGGAGACCACCAAUGUGACCACCUCUCUCACGCCACAGAGCACAAGGUCGACAGAAAAAACAUUCACCAUCCCAGUGACUGAUAUAAACAGUGGGAUCCCAGGAAUUGAUGAGGUCAUGAAGACUACCAAAAUCAUCAUUGGGUGUUUUGUGGCCAUCACGCUCAUGGCUGCAGUGAUGCUGGUGAUUUUCUACAAGAUGAGGAAGCAGCACCAUCGGCAAAACCAUCACGCCCCAACAAGGACUGUUGAAAUCAUUAAUGUGGAUGAUGAGAUUACAGGGGAUACACCCAUGGAAAGCCACCUGCCCAUGCCUGCUAUCGAGCAUGAGCACCUGAAUCACUAUAACUCUUACAAAUCUCCCUUCAACCACACAACAACAGUUAACACAAUAAAUUCAAUACACAGUUCAGUGCAUGAACCGUUAUUGAUCCGAAUGAACUCUAAAGACAAUGUACAAGAGACUCAAAUCUAAAACAUUUACAGAGUUACAGAAAAACAAUCAAAAAAAAAAAAGACAGUUUAUUAAAAAUGACACAAAUGACUGGGCUAAAUCUACUGUUUCAAAAAAGUGUCUUUACAAAAAAAACAAAAAAGAAAAGAAAUUUAUUUAUUAAAAAUUCUAUUGUGAUCUAACGCAG